UGAUGAUUUGACGUUAGGUGUCAAGUCUAGGAAGGCUGAUUUUAUUUUAGGAGAAAUUAAUUAUUUAUGAAAUAUAAGUGAAAAUGGCUACAAAGGGGUUGUACUGUAUGGACGGCUCCGAUUAUGAACAUAGACAACGCAUAGCUAGCCAUUAUCAAAUAAGUGCUUUAAAUAAAUCAAGACUAAAGUAUUGUAUAUUUUUCCAUUAUUUACUGUUUUUUGCGAUGUUAGCAAAGCUUUCUGCAGAUAUUUUAGACAAACUAGAUAUAUUUAUAUUAGAAAUUGAAGAAUUGGACAUUCCUAAGCCUCUUUGGUGGGAAUACAUUUGGUGUAUUAGCCUUCUGUUGUCAUUUUUGGGAUUAGAAGCUAUAAAAAAGAAUAAAAUAUCUUUAAUGAAAAAAUAUAUGACGGGAUUGUUGCUCUUUGGAUUUCUACCACUUUUCUAUGCAAUUGUAUACUAUUUUUCAGACGUUUGGAUUUACUUAACUUUCGAAGAUAAAGAUGAAUUAGAAGAUGUUCACAUGUGGCAGGGUUAUCCAUACGGAAUGCUAUGGUAUGCAUUUAUACUGUUAACCAUUCAAGUUCACCUGUUUUCCAUGUACUUCUCAUGGAACCUACUCACGGCGUGGAAAAUGAAGGGUACCAAGAAAUUUGAAUAAGCGUUUAGUUGAAAUAGUAAGAAAAACAAUUUGCUCACUUUUAUUGAUGUACUAAAGUUAUCUCACAUAGCACAUGUUAAGAAUACAUUAUUCAGUCUACGUGAAUACUCUAUAUUUAUAAUUGAAAUAAUAUUAACAGUCUGAAUAUCAAAUCUCUGCCAACGAAUUGUUUGUGAAAAAAAAAUUGCUUAUUAUAUUGGAAAGUAACGUUAAAACUGUCGAACUGUGGACCACUAUUACUUGCAUUUUGUUGUAUAAGUGAAUAAAUAAUGCCAACACACCACUGCCUUUUUGUAGGUCGCAGUAUUGGGAUUCUCGAGUAAUGUGCUGUGUGAAGGUAAAUCUAGCUACGUUAAAUGCAUGUACAUACAAUUAAGAGCCCUCUUAUCUAAAAUAUUAUACCUUACUUAUUUUUGUACCUCAGAUUUAUUUUUUAAUAUGUCUCUACUGUAAUGUUGAAAUUAUUCUUAAUGUUGCGUCCUGUAGGAGUUCAUUGUCAUCUGAAUGUGGCGUUGAAUUUGAUUUUUACAUUUAAUUGGAGUCCGUUAAAAAAUUGUUUUCCCAUGUUGAAUGUUUGUUUAGCAAAUUGUUAUGUUGUUUUCCUAUUUUAUGUAUUUUUCUAUGCAAUUGCUCGGUAAUUGCAUAUUAUAAAUAUAUGUCAUUUUUUU
Phyllotreta striolata is the source of this 1327-nucleotide messenger RNA. NCBI's taxonomy places the organism in Eukaryota, Metazoa, Arthropoda, Insecta, Coleoptera, Chrysomelidae. The record is from the annotation of a GenBank genome assembly.